This is a messenger RNA of Zasmidium cellare ATCC 36951, 1113 nucleotides long. RefSeq lists its product as uncharacterized. The record is from RefSeq and is a predicted model, not a curated record. The transcript has 3 exons. Gene Ontology annotation, molecular function: catalytic activity. NCBI's taxonomy places the organism in Eukaryota, Fungi, Ascomycota, Dothideomycetes, Mycosphaerellales, Mycosphaerellaceae. The coding region runs from base 1 to 1113 and encodes 370 amino acids. Gene Ontology annotation, biological process: nucleoside metabolic process.
AUGUCCAGACAACCAGUCAUGAGGCGAUUCCAGCCUCCAGGCCGCGAGGCAUUGCGCCCCGACGCAGCCCCCACGUCGGCGCCGACAUUAUUGCACCCAGCUCCAAGCGUUUCUGGUGGCAAGCGAAGCACACCGAAGUCACGACAAGAUGAAUAUACUGUAGGAUGGAUAUGUGCGUUACCAGUGCCAGAAUGGCAAGCAUCUCAGAUUCUGCUCGAUGAAGAGCAUGAAGAUGUCUUAAUAUCACCACCAACGACAUACUCGUAUGUCUUUGGCAAAAUCAAUGGCCAUGGUGUAGUCAUGGGUUGCUUGCCAGAGGCUUCUAUGGGAACAACGUCCGCCGCUGCGGUAGCGGCCGAAAUGCGAGCUGUGUUUAAAGCUCUACGUUUCUGUCUCAUGGUCGGCAUAGGAGGAGGCGUCUGGAGUGAAAAGGCAGACGUACGCUUAGGUGACGUUGUCGUCAGCAGACCCGACCCAGUCGCCAGGACUGGUGGAGUCAUCCAGUGGGACUUUGGAAAAGCGAUACAAGGAGGAGAAUUCCAGAUGACGGGUUCGCUGAACUCGGUGCCGGAGACUCUGCUCUCUGCCGUAGGGAAGGUCAAGGCAACGCUACUUCACAAAAGCAAGUUUCCAGAAUACUUGAAAGCAUACAGUCAGUAUCAGGACUCAUAUCCGGAAUACGCCAAUCGGCCCAACGCACCAGAUCGGCUCUUCGCUCCUUCCUUCGAGCAUCCUCAAGGGAAGGAUACGUGCGAUAGUUGUCCCCGAGAACAAGAGAUCUUGCGGCCCGAACGGCCAUCCAACAGACCUGUGGUGCACUAUGGCACGAUUGCAUCUGGCAACGCUGUGAUGAGAGAUGGCGAGCGGAGAGAUCGCAUUGCUAGUCAGCACGGCGGUAUACUGUGCUUUGAGAUGGAGGCUGCUGGACUGAUGAACCGCUUCCCCUGCUUGGUUAUUCGAGGGAUUUGCGAUUACUGCGACUCUCACAAGAACAAGCAAUGGCACUCAUAUGCAUCUGCAGCCGCCGCGGCAUGGGCCAAGGAGCUGUUGCGGAAUAUCCAACCGUCAUUGUUGUCCAACGAGAACACAAUUGAUGAGCAGACUAGUUCGUAG